Molecule: messenger RNA, 1616 nt
Organism: Thamnophis elegans (Western terrestrial garter snake)
Lineage: Eukaryota; Metazoa; Chordata; Lepidosauria; Squamata; Natricidae
Product: zinc finger protein 135-like
Exons: 5
Coding region: 549-1616 (355 amino acids)
Biological process (GO): regulation of transcription by RNA polymerase II
Molecular function (GO): RNA polymerase II cis-regulatory region sequence-specific DNA binding; DNA-binding transcription factor activity, RNA polymerase II-specific
Source: RefSeq, a predicted model, not a curated record
UUCUGGGCUCCUGCAAGAGUCGAAGCAGCAGCAGCUGAUGAAGAGGAUACUAAUAAGAGCACUCCGGACAACUAGGAAUAACCAGCAACUUUGAAAAUUAGAGCAAAUUGAGCCAAAAAGUAGAUAGUAAUGCAGGCCAUGCCCAGUGAGGAAGAAAACAGUAGCUUGAAUCAAAGCUUCAUGGAACAAAAGAUCACACAUAUUUUUGAACCCUUUGAGAACCUCAAGGGUGGAAAAGCUCCAUAGAUGUGCCUGUUGUGGGAAAAGCGUACAUAGCAAAUCACAUAUUACGCAUAAGAGGAUCCACACUGGAGGAAAGCCAUACAAAUUAACUGAAUGUGGGAAAAUAUUUAGUUAGAUCAGCUGCCUUGUGGUUCAUCGAAGGACCCACACAGGAGAGAAGCCCUAUAACUACUCCCAAUGCAGUAAACGCUUUUGCAAGCAUGACAACUUGAUGAUACAUCGGAGGAUUCACACGGGAAACAAUUGAAUGUGCUGAUUGUUUGAAAACUUUCCGUCAGAAUUCCAACCUAGUGGUACACUGGAGGAUGCACACAGGAAAGAAAUCAUAUCACUGUCCUGAUUGUGGUAAAAGUUUCAUUACAAAUUCUCAGCUGGUGAUACACCAGAGGACUCACACAGGAGAGAAACCCUUUGAAUGUCCUGAUUGUGGGAAAUGUUUCACUUGGAAUUCCCACCUGGUGAUACACCAGAGGACUCACACAGGGGAGAAACCCUUUGAAUGUCCUGUUUGUGGGAUAGGGUUCAAUCAUACUUCCACCUUGGUGGAUCAUCAAACUAUUCACACAGGAGAGAAACCCUUUGAAUGUUCAGAUUGUGGGAAAUGUUUCACUCGGAAUUCUAGGCUGGUGGCACACAAGAGGACUCACACAGGAGAGAAACUCUUUGAAUGUCCUGAUUGUGGGAAACGAUUCAGUUACAAUUACAGGCUGGUGGAACACCAGAGGACUCACACAGGAGAAAAACCCUUUGAAUGUCCUGAUUGUGGGAAACGUUUCAGUCAUAAUUCCAGCUUGGUGGAUCAUCAAACUAUUCACACAGGAGAGAAACCCUUUGAAUGUUCAGAUUGUGGGAAAUUUUUCACUCGGAAUUCUAGGCUGGUGGCACACAAGAGGACUCACACAGGAGAGAAACUCUUUGAAUGUCCUGAUUGUGGGAAACGAUUCAGUUACAAUUACAGGCUGGUGGAACACCAGAGGACUCACACAGGAGAAAAACCCUUUGAAUGUCCUGAUUGUGGGAAACGAUUCAGUUACAAUUACAAGCUGGUGGAACACCAGAGGACUCACACAGGAGGCCACAAACCCGGCUACCAUGGUUUCAGUUGGAAUAAUGACCUGAUGUACCAUCAGAGGAUGCGCACAGGAGAGAAACCAUUUGAAUGUCCUGAUUGUGGGAUAGUGUUCAGUCAUAAUUCCAGCUUGGAACAAUAUGAAUAUUCAGAUUGUAGAAAACAUUUCAGUCAAAAUUCUGAUCUACUGAUACACCAGAGGACUGAUACAGGAGUGACACCAUACGAGUGUCCAGAUUGUGGAAAUAGUUUCACUUACACACAGGAGAGAGAUUCAAGGAAAUCCACAUUAGGCAAGAAUUGA